Molecule: messenger RNA, 882 nt
Organism: Plasmodium vinckei vinckei
Lineage: Eukaryota; Apicomplexa; Aconoidasida; Haemosporida; Plasmodiidae
Product: protein-L-isoaspartate(D-aspartate) O-methyltransferase, putative
Exons: 3
Coding region: 1-882 (293 amino acids)
Biological process (GO): protein modification process
Cellular component (GO): cytoplasm
Molecular function (GO): protein-L-isoaspartate (D-aspartate) O-methyltransferase activity
Source: RefSeq, a predicted model, not a curated record
AUGCUUUAUUCAGUUUUAAAACUCCUAAUAUACAAAUAUAUAUUAAAUAUAAAUUUUAGGAUUUUACAAAAAUUACCAUAUGAAACAAAAACAUUAAAUUUAAUAUUUUGUAAACACACUAAUAAAGCUAAUCAGUAUAUUUUUAUAAACCCUGUGAAAUAUAAUAUACAAAAAAAAGUUACAAAAGGCAUUUGCCCUUCAAAUAUUAUGUAUGCAAUAGCAGAAAACAAUCAUAGAGAUUUAAUUAAUAACCUAAAAAGAAGAGGAAUAAUUGACGAUGAUGAUGUAUAUGAUACUAUGCUACAGGUGGACCGAGGGCGAUAUAUAAAAGAGAGCCCUUAUGUAGACACUCCAAUUUACAUUAGCCAUGGUGUGACUAUCUCUUCUCCACACAUGCAUGCCCUAUCCUUAAAGCGGCUCAUGAAUGUGUUGAAGCCUGGGUCGAGGGCAAUUGAUGUUGGGUCGGGAUCAGGAUACCUCACGGUAUGCAUGGCAAUACGAGUAAACGUUUUAGAAAAUAAAAAUUCGUUUGUUAUUGGAAUAGAAAGAGUGAAAGAUUUAGUGAACUUUUCAAUUGAUAAUAUAAAAAGAGAUAAACCCGAAUUAUUAAAUAUAGAAAAUUUUAAAAUUAUUCAUAAAAAUAUAUAUCAAGUUAGUGAAGAAGAACAAAAAGAAUUAGGAUUAUUUGAUGCUAUUCAUGUAGGGGCAUCAGCUAGCGAACUUCCUGAUGUGUUAAUAAAUUUAUUGGCAGAAAAUGGAAAACUAAUUAUACCUUUAGAAGAAGGACGCACACAGGUUUUAUAUGAAAUUACUAAAAAAAAUGGAAAAAUUAUUAAAGAUAGAUUAUUUGAAGUUUGUUUUGUUACUUUAAAGAAAAAUUAA